Molecule: messenger RNA, 2421 nt
Organism: Nothoprocta perdicaria
Lineage: Eukaryota; Metazoa; Chordata; Aves; Tinamiformes; Tinamidae
Gene: TUB
Product: tubby bipartite transcription factor
Exons: 12
Coding region: 12-1514 (500 amino acids)
Biological process (GO): protein localization to cilium
Cellular component (GO): cilium
Source: RefSeq, a predicted model, not a curated record
GCCGGGGAGAGAUGACUUCAAGGUACCAGGCGGACUGGAUCCCUUACAGUGUUCUGGAUGAUGAGGGCAGUACUUUGCGUCAGCAGAAGCUUGACAGACAGCGAGCAUUGCUAGAACAGAAGCAGAAAAAAAAGCGCCAGGAGCCAUUAAUGGUUCAGUCCAAUGUGGACAGUCGCACAAGAACGCGCAGAAUGAAACAUUCGGAAGAACAAGCACCACUGGUUGAAUCAUAUCUUAACAGCAACAGCAGCGCCAUAUAUCAUGUGCAGGAGGCUGAACAGGAAGAUGUAAAGGUGGUAGUGGAUGUCCAAGCUCCGAAACCAACGAAAAAAAACAAGGCAGCAGCUGCCAGCUGUCAGACUGGCAACGCCAGAAAGGAGAAGAAAGGGAAACACAAAGGAAUUGAUGGCCCAGCUGCUUUUCAAGAGGAUGUUCAGAAGAUAGGAAGUCAAGUGCAGAUUCUCACUGUUGGACAAUCGAGCCAUGAUGAAGACGAUGAAGAGAAAAUGGCUAGCAGCCAACAACAGCAGAACAAACAGGAUCUUAGAACAGCAUUGCAGAAAAAGGGCAUUUCAAGCAGCAUGAAUUUUGAUGAGGAAGAGGAUGAGGAAGAUGAAGACAGUUCCAGUUCUUCACAGUUAAACAGUAACACUCGGCCCAGUUCUGCCACGAGCAAGAAGUCCAAUAAGGAAGCAGCCUCAGCCCCUAGUCCUUCCACAAACGAGCCUCUCAUACACGUUGAUGACCUGGAGGAAUUUGCUGUAAGACCUGCACCCCAGGGUAUCACCGUCAAGUGCAGAAUCACGAGAGACAAGAAGGGAAUGGAUCGAGGGAUGUACCCUACUUAUUACCUCCACUUGGAAAGGGAGCAUGGUAAAAAGGUGUUUCUGUUAGCUGGAAGGAAACGAAAGAAGAGCAAAACCUCUAAUUACCUCAUCUCCAUAGACCCAACUGACCUGUCCCGGGGUGGAGAGAGCUUUAUUGGAAAACUGAGAUCAAAUCUUAUGGGAACCAAGUUUACAGUUUAUGACAAUGGAGUAAAUCCAGUGAAAACAACAGCAAGCCUGGAGGCGAAUAUCCUACGUCAGGAGCUAGCUGCUGUUUGUUAUGAAACAAAUGUCUUGGGAUUUAAAGGACCUCGCAAAAUGAGUGUGAUCAUCCCAGGAAUGAAUAUGGACCAUGAAAGAGUUUCCAUCAGACCACGGAAUGAACAUGAGACACUUCUUUCAAGAUGGCAGAACAAAAACACCGAGAGUGUCAUUGAGCUGCAUAACAAAACUCCUGUCUGGAACGAUGACACCCAGUCCUAUGUUUUAAAUUUCCACGGUCGAGUCACACAGGCCUCAGUGAAGAACUUCCAAAUUAUUCAUGAUAAUGACCCCGACUACAUCGUGAUGCAGUUUGGCCGCGUGGCCGAGGACGUGUUCACCAUGGACUACAACUACCCCAUGUGCGCGCUACAGGCCUUCGCUAUCGCCCUUUCCAGUUUCGACAGCAAGCUGGCUUGUGAGUAAGGGGCUGCGGGAGAGCCUCCUCUCGGAGAAGGCCUCGUGCCCUGAGAUUCCCAAUUCCUGCUGGGGUCACUGACGGUCCGUACUGAACAGGUCAGGGAAAAUGCAGUUCUGGAGGACUACUGUGUUGCUGGGGAGAAAAUAAAAAGAAUCUUUUUAAAAAUUCAGGACAUUCAGGAAAUAAUGUUUUCCUUUUUUCUGUCAUAUUUUUCUGAAAGUGGCAUCAAAUUUGUGUAAAUAGAAGUCCUAUCCUGUGUUCUUGGUUAUGCUAUGGAGAUGUGCCAUGAUGUACUGUAGCGUGGCUCUAGUAGCACCCUUAUAACGGGGUGUCUUUUCUAAACCCAGAGGGCGUGCUUUCAAAACAUUUCUUUUUACAUUUAAGAAUUAUUCCAAGGCUGCAGUCAUACCUCAAGGUUGCAUUCCUGCAUUGGAUAAUAAGAGCUUCACAUCAUCCAACGUAAAAGAAAGAUCACAACAAAGAUGCACUUUUUUUUGAAUUUGCAAGGAUCUGGUGUAGCAUAAACCAAGCCUGAGGGUUGGAAACCUGAACUGGACUGAACUUGAUGCGUUGCCGUUGUAUCUGUAGAAGGGCGUGGUGAGUUUUAAUUGCAGUAGGAGGAACUGGAGAAGUAGAAAGCACAAAAUAACGUUGCACAAGUCACUUGAAUUCUGAGUUGUCAUUAUGUUUUAACAUCUACAUGUUUUUAAUUUGUUUAAAAUGAAAAUGUGUAGGGAGUACAGCAAAGGAAAACUCUGUAGAUGCCAAGAAAGCCUAACUUCUGUUGAAUUUGGCAUGUUGCUUGUUGGGAAUUUAUAUCCUUGUAUUGCUGUGGCAAUUGAAAUGCCUAUUUUGUAUGAUACGAAGUGAUAUGAAAAGUUAGAUAAAGGCUGUCUGCACAGAACCUUAUUU